UAGCGACUGAGACAGACUACGGAAAGAGAAAAAGCGGGUCAAACACUGCGAUGUGACAAACACCGGGGAGCCAGAAAUGACCGCCACCGCGGAGGUGAAGAAGCAGACAGGAGGAGUUCCGAUGAGGGUCCUGGUCAGGUCUUGACGGCUGCUCCCGCUGACCUGAGACACCCAGCACCGUCGCAGCGCCGCACGGUUUACACACACCGAAAACCCCUACAUAGCCCAAAUAGUCCACAUCCCGUCGGCGAACCUUGAAAGCGAUAAUGGCGAGCCAGGGUGACUGCUGUGUGAAGGUUGCACUGAGGAUUCGUCCUCAGAUGGCCAAGGAGAAGAUAGAGGGCUGCCACGUGUGCACGAUGGUCACACCUGGAGAACCACAAGUCCUGCUGGGAAAGGACAAGGCCUUCACCUAUGACUUUGUGUUUGACAUAGACUCAGAGCAGCAGCACAUCUACCAGGCCUGUGUGUACAAGCUCAUCGAGGGCUGCUUCGAGGGCUACAACGCCACCGUGUUCGCCUAUGGUCAGACGGGUUCGGGGAAGACCUACACGAUGGGGACGGGCUUCGACGUGAGUCUGAGCCAGCAGGAGCAGGGCAUCAUACCGCGGGCUGUUCACCAGCUGUUUGAAGGAAUCCAGAACAGGAGGGUGCGCGCCCAGGAGGCCGGCACCCAGCCACCCGAUUUUAAAGUCAGCGCCCAGUUCCUAGAGUUGUACAAUGAAGAGAUCUUGGACUUAUUUGACGGAGCCAGAGAUCCAGAAAGUCGGAGCAGGAAGUCAAACAUUAAGAUCCACGAGGACGCCAGUGGCAGCAUCUACACCACUGGAGUCACAUCCAGACUGGUCCACUCAGAGGAAGAGCUGCUGCAGUGCCUGAAGCUCGGCGCUCUGUCCCGCACCACAGCCAGCACCCAGAUGAAUGCCCAAAGCUCCCGGUCACACGCCAUCUUUACCAUCCACGUCUGUCAGAUGAGAGUCUGCCCGCAGCUGCAAAUGCAGAACGGAGGAGGGGAGAACGGGGAGGUGAAUGGUGUGGAUGCCAGCCCAAUUGCCCAGCCGGAGUAUGAGACGCUGAUGGCCAAGUUUCACUUUGUGGACCUGGCCGGCUCUGAGAGGCUCAAACGAACCGGAGCCACAGGAGAUAGAGCUCGGGAGGGAAUCUCUAUUAACUGUGGACUGUUGGCCCUGGGAAAUGUGAUCAGUGCUUUAGGAGAUCAGACCAAGAAGGGAGGACACGUCCCCUACAGAGACUCCAAACUCACUCGUCUGCUGCAGGAUUCACUGGGAGGCAACAGUCGCACAGUGAUGAUAGCCUGCGUCAGUCCAUCAGAUCGCGACUUCAUGGAGACGCUGAACACGCUGAAGUACGCCAAUCGUGCCCGAAACAUCAAGAACAAGGUGGUGGUGAACCAAGACAAGACCAGCCAGCAGAUAAGCGCCCUGCGUGCUGAGAUAGCCCGACUUCAGAUGGAGCUGAUGGAGUACAAGGCGGGGAAGCGUGUAGCAUGUGAAGAUGGUUCGGAGGGGUUCAGUGACCUGUAUCAGGAGAACGCCAUGCUGCAGAGAGAAAAUGACACACUGCGCCUCAGGGUAAAAGCCAUGCAGGAGACCAUUGACCACCUCAACACCCGCGUGACACAUCUGCUGGCCAAUGAGGUCAGCACUCUGCUAACCAAAUCAAGUGAGGGUAAUGAGGAGAUCGGGGCUCUAAUCCAGAACUACAUCCGAGAGAUUGAAGAACUUAGAACCAAACUUCUUGAGAGCGAGGCCAUGAACGAGUCGUUACGACGGCAGGCGGCCCGGCUCUCCUCCCGCUCACCCUUCCCCUCCUCCACUCUCAGUCCCGUCCCAGGCCACCCCCCUGGUUCCUCCCCUGCCCCCAUGUCCAUGGAGGCUGAGAUGACGGAUGUGUUACGCCGGGCCAAACUGGAUAUUGAGCGCCUGAAGAAGAAGGAGAGGAGGCAGAGGAGGAUGAGUCCAGAGCUGGAGAAAGGUCUGAAGAAGCGAGUGAAGCUGCACACGCAUGAGAACGGGGAGAAUGGGCAGAAUGGGGAACAUGGACAAAACGGACAGAAUGGAGAGAUUGAUUCAGACGACAAUUGCACUGAGGAUAUCAUGUCUCCGCUGCAGGAGGAGAGCGGUUGUGAUGAAGAUGAGGGGGAGGACGAGGAGGAGGGCAGGGAGGAGGAGGACGAGUUUGACAGUGACGAGAGCCUGGUGGAUUCAGACUCAGACUCAGAUGAGAAAGCUAACUUCCAGGCUGACCUGGCUGACCUGACCUGCGAGAUCGAGAUCAAACAGAAGCUGAUAGAUGAGCUUGAGAACAGCCAGCGGAGGCUUCUUAUGCUGAAGCUGCAGUAUGAGGAGAAGCUCAUCCUGCUGCAGAACAAGAUCAGAGACACUCAGCUGGAGAGAGACCGCGUGCUGCAGAACCUCAUGUCCAUGGAGAAUUACACAGAGGAGAAGGCAAACCGGAUCAAGCAGGAGUACGAGAAACGUCUCAAGGAGAUGAACCGUGACCUGCUGAAGCUACAAGCGGCACAGAAGGAGCAUGCGCGUCUCCUCAAAAACCAAGGGAGGUAUGAACGGGAGCUGAAGAAACUCCAGGCUGAGGUCAACGAGAUGAAGAAAGCCAAGGUGGCCCUAAUGAAGCAGAUGAAGGAAGAGCAGCAGAGGAGGAGGAUGGUGGAGGCAAAGAGGAACCGUGAGAUCGCACAGCUUAAGAAGGAGCAGCGACGUCAGGAGUACCAGAUUCGAGCACUGGAGUCUCAGAAGCGGCAGCAGGAGCUGGUGCUGCGCAGGAAGACCCAGGAGGUGACGGCCCUGCGGCGCCUAGCUAAACCCAUGUCAGACCGCGUGGCUGGACGUGUGGCCCGCUGGAACCAGACUCCUCUGGUUAUGGACUCUGGAGCCGAAUUAUCAGCCAGCACCACAGCGAGCAGCUCUGAACCCGAGGCCGGGAGGACCGUGAGCGGGCUGGUGAGACAGUGGAACAACAAGAACAGUGCGUUCGGAUACCUGGGAGAGAGCGAGGGGAUCAUGGAUGGAACCAGGGUCAUUGGCAGCAGGAAGAAGUUGCAGCGUAAGCCAGCAGGCCUGAGCAGCAUUGGAGCAGCGAGCAGAGCCAGCAGCUUCUCCAAGUCAGCCCGUCAGAAGUGGCAAGCCCUCGAGCGUCGCAUUAUGGACAUUGUCAUGCAGAGAAUGACCAUUGCUAACGUGGAAGCUGAUAUGGAUCGUCUUAUCAAGAAGCGAGAGGAGCUGACGGUCCAGCAGGAAGCACUCUCACAUAAAAGGGAGGUACUGAUGGCUGAUGGGGAGGGACCAGAAGCAGAGGACCGCCUCCUUCAGGAAAUUAAUGAGGAGAUUGAGGUGCUGAACGCCAAUAUAGACUACAUCAAUGACAGCCUGUCUGACUGCCAGGCCACCAUUGUACAGAUAGAGGAGACCAAGGAUGAGCUGGACUCAGUGGACACCUCUGUGGUCAUCAGCUCCUGCUCCCUGGCUGAAGCACGCCACCUGCUGGACCACUUCCUGAAGGCCUCUAUAGACAAGAGCUUACAGGUGGCUCAGAAGGAGGCUCAGAUCAGACUGCUGGAGGGCCAGCUGAGACAGACAGAUGUGAUUGGCUCAUCCCACAACCACAUGAUCCUUGAUGCUCUGCGAGAAAAGGCUGAGUACAUCCCUGAACUCCAGGCUCUCAUCCACAAUGUACAGCAGGAAAAUGGUUAUGCCAGCACAGACGAGGAACCCUCUGAGUUCAGCCAAGCUUCUGACAGCAGUGUAUCUCAAAUGAAAGAAUCCAACAGCCAAGAUGAUUUCAAGAUAAAGAUGGAGCCUCGCCUGUCGGCUCAGAUGAAGGCGGUGUCAGCAGAGUAUUUGGGUCCCAUCCUGGAUCCCUCAUCAGGCAGCAAACAGCCGCACAUCACCAAAUCUCUGGCCUCGCUGACCGACAUCCAGGAGGAUGGCUUGAGUCUGGUGACAGGGAGCCUGGGGCUCAGCCUGGCCCUACGAGACCCUUACCACAGGGACCGGGCAUCCCGCACCAUCAGCCUGCCUGUCAGAGGACACACCUUUCCCAGGCAGUCCCGGGGUUAUGACACUUCCCCUAUAACGAGGAGGAAAUCUUACGACCGUGCGUACAGGCCCACUGAUGGCUACACCCCCCCCUCCUCCCCUCCUCUGAGGACUAGAAAUGACCGCAAUGUCUUCUCAAGGCUCACCAGCAACCAAACCCAAGGCUCUGCUCUGGACAAGGGUGUGAUCAAUCCCAUUGGGGGUGUGAAGGGGGGUCGGACUGCGCCCCUGCAGUGUGUCUCUGUAGCUGAGGGCCAUUCGAAGCCGGUCCUGUGUGUGGAUGCUACGGAUGAGCUGCUAUUCACUGGAUCUAAAGAUCGCACCUGUAAGAUGUGGAACCUGGUAACAGGUCAAGAGAUCGCCACCCUGAAAGGCCACCCCAACAAUGUGGUGUCAGUCAAAUAUUGUCCUUCCUCCGGUUUGGUCUUCUCUGUCUCCACCUCCUACAUCAAAGUGUGGGACAUUCGUGACUCUGCCAAGUGUGUCCGCACGCUCACUUCAUCGGGGCAGGUGGUUUCAGGCGACGCAUGUGCCGGCACCACCACCCGCACAAUAACCUUUGCACAGGGUGAGUGCCAGAUCAACCAGAUAGCCCUCAACCCGUCAGGAUCUGUGCUAUACGCCGCUGCUGGAAACACUGUUCGCAUGUGGGACCUCAACAGGAUGCAAGCAAUGGGAAAGCUGACAGGCCAUAUUGGCUCUGUCAUGUGUCUGACAGUGGGACAGUCUCUGCUGGGCAAAGACCAAGUAAUCACUGGUUCCAAAGACCAUUAUGUCAAGGUGUUUGACGUGGCAGAGGGAACUCUGGGUAACGUAGGCCCAGCUCAUAACUUUGAGCCUCCGCAUUAUGAUGGCAUCGAGUGUUUGGCUGUACAGGGAGAUGUGCUGUUCAGCGGGUCGAGGGAUAACGGCAUCAAGAAAUGGGAUCUGGAGCAGCAGGAGCUCACUCAGCAAAUCCCUAAUGCUCACAAGGACUGGGUGUGCGCUCUGGCCUAUGUCCCGGGCCGACCCAUGCUGCUGAGUGCCUGUCGGGGCGGCAUGCUGAAGGUGUGGAACGUAGACAACUUCACCCCCAUAGGAGAGGUGAGGGGUCAUGACAGCCCCAUUAACGCCAUAUGCACCAACUCAAGACAGAUCUUCACUGCAUCCAGUGACAAGACAGUGAAGAUCUGGCUGUCAAAGGUGUGGAGGAAGAGGUGACACCUGAAAUGACUGUGGCUCUUUUCUCAGCCAUCUUCACCCACUGAUCUGUGACCUGCUCACUUCUAGUAACGAGAUGGAACAGUGAAAUUCCAGUUUCCAAGGCAAUCAAGGUGUUUUUUUUUCCUUGGUCACAGUGCAAAAUGAUAAAGCCAAGGUGGAAUCUAUUUAUUCAAAAGCAAAAGAUUAUUUGCCUCUCAGAUUUUUUUUUUUUUUACUGCCAAUUUGAAAGUGCCAUUCAGGUGAGAUGCUACUUGGACAAGAUAAACCACAUCUUACUGGCCAUGGAUAGACCAGGCAGAACAACAUUUCUCCGGACAUGAAAACUACCACAGUCUGGUAUGAAAAGGAAAAGUGUCCUUUGGUUCUUUCACCAAGGUUUGAGAAACCUUGUGGAACAGUGAGAGAUGAAUUUGCUCAGACGUGUGUAUUCACGUAUCUAUUGUCUGAAAGUAAAGUCACAGUCUGAAUUUAAAUCCCAGAGCGACGUUACCUAACAAAUGGAACUUCUGUUCUUCAUUCAAGACUGUCUGUGCUCAUUAGUGUUGUGGUUGUUCUGAUACUGAACACACUGGACGGUCAAACUAUGUGUUCAUCAAAGUGGAUGAUCAAUAGACUAUUGCUGAUCUUGGGUCAGACAUCACUGGAAAAUGACACAAAACACCUUCAUUUUAUACAGUAUAUGACUGAAACCGAACUGCAUUCAACAAGUUGUGUUUAAAUUUUUUUUUUAAGGAUUUUUAUUAAUUUAUUAUUUUCCCUACCUCAGUUGCUUUGGACUUUGGCGUGAGGUGGGAGGGAACAUUUUUACGGGUCUCCGUGCACAAACACCUGGUGCUUGACAUUUUGAAGUCUUUAUUUAAUGCCUAGCACUUCAUCUCUGUGUGGAUGUCUCCUCUGUGGCCCUCUGGCUAUCAGACUGUCUAGCUGCUGACCUUGCAAACAGCAAAACCUACGUCCAGUAGCACAUCUAAAGGUAGCACUGGCCCCCGGAGGAUCUGACCGGAUUGUAUUAUCUGCCCUGUAAAGUGCUAACUCUGGUGAAAAUAAGAAACACCUCUGCAGGCGCACAUGACACAAACAGUACAUGUUUAUAGUACACAUUCCUCAAACAUUUGUGAGUUAGGUACUCCAUUGAGGCCAAAGUGCCAGAUUGUUAUCUCAAACAUCCUACAGUGUGUGGUCCGUACCUGCCAUUUAUCCUCCACGCAAAUGGUAAUAGGUGCCCUACCAGUUUCCCCCUGCUCGCUUUCAGCUCCACUCUGGUCUUUAAGGUUAGCGACAGUGUCAAACUGACCGGCCUUACUGGAGAGUCCACUUCCUUCCCAGCUACUGAACUUCUUUGAGAAGCCAAUUUAAUUAGAGGUCUCAAAGCUCUGCCAGCUGCUUUUCAGGCAAGAUUACUUGGGUGAAAGUAGGUCAUAACUGAGAGGGAUUUCUUAUUAAAAUCCCAAUUUUCUUCCACCCACUAUUUGCUGCUACAUUUAAAGACAGGAAGAAACUUCCUGUACCCAUGCACUGAUGUACAAAUCUGUUUAUGUGACAGAUUAUGUGUGUGGGCAACAUGUACAUAUGCACAAACUCACACAAACACAAGAUUUCAGUGGAUGUUUCGGUUAUCCAUCUUGCCUGAUAGGUCUUGGCAUCCUUCACUAUGUUGAUUUAGUGUCUUUUUAAUAAAACAAAUUCAGCACUGUAGCACUCCACUGACACACACAUACACACAUACAUACACUCACCUACAGGCAACAGAACUAACCCAGGUCUUAAAAGUCAGUUCAGUUAUCUUUUUGUUGUCUGACUCUUCUCAGUAUGAAUAACAAGCAUUCACAUCACUUUCAGUUUAUGAACCUGGGCUUUUUCUGUAUCACUCCAAAAGCGUCUUGUCAUACAGAUGUCUUGCCACUGCAUAAAAACCCAACUCUUGUCUGUUAGUAUCACAAUAUCACACUUCAGUUUUGUUCAGCUCUGAAAUCUCACUCCCUCUGUAGAAAAAAAGGAAUCCUUUGAUGAUUCAGUGCACUUUUCCUUAUAAAAAAAAUCCAGAAACAUAUGUAGUUCAAUUUAACAAAACAGCAGUCAUACAGUAGGUGCUGAAGUUAGUUAAUACUUUCAAUAUACUUUCUGCAAAUUCUCCUCCAAUAAAUGAGUAUGCACUGCUGAUGUUCGAUGUAACCAACACGAGUUUGAAGCUGCUUAUGCUCUCCAAAAGCAAUGAUGUGGGUUUAGGUUUUAUAUUUUGGGGGAGGGGGGGUAUGAAUGCAGAUGUGUGGAUGGGAUUGAUUGGUUGAAGCGUUCUUGGUUUUGAUAUUUUGCUAUGCUUAGAAACUCAGGUAAAGGUUGGAGGAUAAUUUUAGUCAUUACUUGACCCUGUGAAAUUAGGUAGCUCUUUAAAUUGACCAAAUGCCUUGUUUGAGCCAUUUUUUUUUUUUACUUUGAGAAAAAAUGGUACUAUGAGUGUAUCACCCCUUUUCCAUGUUUUGCUUUUGCAGUUGAUUCCCUUUGCUUAUUACAUAUGUACUGUGCUUUUCUGUACAAAAUGUACACAUCUUAAAUUACUAUCUUCCCAAUCUGGCCAAAGCUGAAAGACUUGCAACUCUGAGAAGAUGUGCACUGAUUUUUGACCAUAAUUACUUUAAAAUAUGUAUAAAGUAUGCUGUUUGUAUAGUAGUUUGCCUGGAGUGAGUGGGACAAAAUUUGGUCAGUAGGGAAAUUAACCUGCUAAACAUAAUGGGUUGUAUACUUUGACCUCAACUCAGACCCCACUGGGCCCUUCUCUGUACACUUUGUAUUUAUCUGUGCCAAUUAGUCAAACUGACCCUGCUCACCAGCUUGGUGGUGUGUUUCAUGUGAUAACAAGUCUAAGCCAGCUUUUAACUCUGUUUUUUUUUUCACUCAUCCAGACUCCUACUUAUUGCUAGAGAAGAUCUUGUAGUACUGUUGCUUUAGGCACUUUAUGUGCCCCGUGCUUGUACAUCUGCUGAAGGAUGCAUGAUGUUAGUGGUGCUCAUCGGUUGAUUGGACAUCUCAAAACAUUCCUCCUUGUAUCGUCAUUCUUAAUGUUUCACAUCUGAGUGGAUUUACUAUCAAACUCUCAGAAGGAUCUGGCUGUUUGCUGGUAAUGUGUGACUUUAUUUCACAAAAGAUGCUUCGCUCAAAGAUUUAUUAUAGCCAAACAGAAGCCCUAUUAUUAUCUGGCCUUGGAUCAGCUCCACCCAAAGCUGGCCCAAGCUCUGAGGUUUGGACUUCAGCCGAUGUCAGCACCACUUAAUAACUUGAUUAAGUGUAAAUAGGUGUGUCAUAACUUUUUUUUUUUUUUUUUAAUAUUACAGAGCAGAUGCAGUCAAGGUUAACUGACAUCUUUCUCAUCAGCUGGCCUCAGUGUAAUCUCUGCAAGUUAGGAUUUACAUGCACUUUGGAUGAUGAAUAUUGCUGUGAAUACUCUACAAGCUGUUUUCCAGAUAUGUAUUAAGCCUAGUUUUAGACUUAGUUUACAAAGACUGAAUUUAUGAGUCCCAAAUGAGGCUUAAAAACCACUGAAAUUGUACCGAAAAGAUCACAUCUGUUUAGAUCUACAGUAGGUUUAGAAAUCAGUGAUAUUAAUGUUUUUGCUGAUACAAUAUGUAAGAUAACAGACAAGACGUAGACAGUCCUCAGUGUGUCCCUGCCUUUAAAGUCCCCUUUUUCUUUUUAUAGUAAAUGUUACAUGACAAUGAGAAUUUUUACUUUGACCAAGCAGCAUGCAAAUCUUUGUGGAUGCUCAGGAGACUCCAACACUAUCCUUAUUUCCUUGGCUGUCUGCAGGCGUUCAGGCAAUUUACUUGAUGCUACUGACCCCAAACAGACCAUAUUACUCUAUGAGCGAUAUCAUCUGAAACACAGGACGACAAGAUUUAACCUAAUCUAUUUCUCUGUAUCAGUCAACCAGGAAAAAAAUCAUGCCCGAUUAAAUAUCCUUUCAGAAAGGGAUUUAGCAUGUUGUGAGUAUGGUUUGAUCAACACCCCUCUCUGAUCCCAAAUGGGUAUACCAACUGGUGGCACUUUUCUGUAUCCGAGGAGGGGGAAAAAAUUGGUUGUAGGGUCCUGUAGCUCCUGUUAGCAUCUGGUUUAAAUUGGAAAGCUGUUUGACCAAAGCUAGAAAACACUUGAACAGCUAAAUGCCUGCGCACUCUUACAAGCCACUACAAUUUUUAUAAUUUAAAAUGUUUAACUUUUCGUGCCCCAAAUUGGUAGUAUUUUUUUUUUUUAAAAGAUCCCGUGGGAAAUAGUGCAUGAAGCCACACCCAUGGAUCUAACUGGGGGGACACAAAACGAAGUGACCAUUCACUAAACCCUGCCACCCUGAGUCAUCCCUGUUUCUGUCAUUUUUUUCUGUUCUCACAUGGCACAUGCAGUUUACAAUGAUAGUGGUGACAGAUUUACCUUAAAAUUUACUGUAAUCUUUUAAUUCUUCUCACAGAAGUAAACAAAAACAGGCUUCUGAAAUAUAGAAAAACAGGCUUGGAUGAGUAACCCAGUGGUUCAGCGGACAGAGCUGACAUCUUUAAACCUUGAUAAUAGUAGCACCUUAUCAAGGUUUAGGGUAUUCACACAGUGAAUGUUCAGGUACAGGUGUUUUUCCAACAUGACCUGUAAUGCCAAAUAAUAAUAAAGUCGCUUAACAACA
Toxotes jaculatrix (banded archerfish) is the source of this 9942-nucleotide messenger RNA. RefSeq names its product kinesin family member 21B (gene kif21b). The record is from RefSeq and is a predicted model, not a curated record. Gene Ontology annotation, biological process: mitotic spindle organization; microtubule-based movement. Lineage: Eukaryota; Metazoa; Chordata; Actinopteri; Toxotidae. Gene Ontology annotation, molecular function: microtubule binding; ATP binding; microtubule motor activity. The transcript is spliced from 33 exons. Bases 267 to 5276 code for a protein of 1669 amino acids.